Molecule: messenger RNA, 1956 nt
Organism: Python bivittatus (Burmese python)
Lineage: Eukaryota; Metazoa; Chordata; Lepidosauria; Squamata; Pythonidae
Gene: NBL1
Product: NBL1, DAN family BMP antagonist
Biological process (GO): animal organ morphogenesis
Molecular function (GO): receptor ligand activity; BMP binding
Source: RefSeq, a predicted model, not a curated record
GAACUUUCUUCCCCUCCUGCUCCGGAGCGUUCAAAACCCGCUGCCUUAAGAUGAUGCGGAAACUUCGGGGAAGCAGCGAACUCUGAACCGUUUUCCCCCUUUCUUGCUUUAAAAACCCAACUGUUCCCCCCUUCGCCGCUGCAGCCUGCGGGAGCCCCGUGAUUUCUGCGUCCCUUUCUGGAUAUUUUGGGGCCGCUUCGAUGCUUCCCCCCCGACUCGGGUUCCUGCCCUGCUGGAUUUUACGCUGACAAGCAAAUAUAACUUUUCAGAGAAAAGUUGGCCACGGACAUCAACCUGGAUUUGCACGGUCCACGAGAGACUCUCCUCUCCCGGCGGACUUUGUCGGAUAAGCCCGUUUCAAUCUAGGACUCCCGCACGAACGCUUUUUUAUGGGAUAAGCCUCCCGCCCCGAAGGUUCUAGGUUUCCGCUGGAGCAGGCCACGAUGCUGAGACUCUUCCUGAGCGCCCUCUUCCCGUGCCUGAGUCUUGCUCCUCCGCCUCCCAUCAACAAGCUCGCCCUGUUUCCGGACAAGAACGCCUGGUGCGAGGCCAAAAACAUCACCCAGAUUGUUGGCCACAAUGGGUGCAAGUCCAAAGCCAUCCAAAACAGGGCGUGCCUGGGCCAGUGCUUCAGCUACAGCGUCCCGAACACCCUGCCUCAGUCCACGGAGUCCCUGGUGCACUGCGACUCCUGCAUGCCUUCCAAAAUCCAGUGGGACAUUGUAGCGCUGGACUGCCCCGGCAAUGAAGAGCACCCUCGGGUGGAGAAACUGGUGGAAAAAAUCCUUCAGUGCAGCUGCCAGGCCUGCGUGAAGGACCUGGCGCACGACGGUCUGCUCCUAAACGUCUACCUGAAAACCGAGGAUCCCCUUCCCCCCAAAGGCCCCAACUCCCCCUCCCUCGGCCUGCACCCCGGGGAAGACGCCGCCAAGCCCCCGCCCCGCCAGCCGGAAGACGAGACGAAGGACUGAGCUCAAGCCACCCCUCUUCCGCUUCUCUCCUCCUCUCUCUUUCUCCUUCCCCUCUCAACUAUCCAUCCCGCUUUGGUGAAAGGGAAGAAGAGGCAGCUCUUUCUGGAGACCCAGGGAGCCCCACGGCCGCCCCAGAGAGAACAAGGGAGCUGGGCUGGAGGGUGCGGAUUUGGGGCGCAGCGUGACGUUGGAAGGACAAGGAAGAAGAGAGGCUCCUUGGAGAACUGGCAGGGGAAGGACUUCAGCAAGAUGGAGUCGCCCUUGCCACCUUGCGGAGGGACCCAUUUUUUUCUUCACCAGGCGGGGAGUCCGCCGGCUCCCGACGCCUCUGGUCGGGGAUGCUGAAAUGGGAGGUCGCCAGCAGACAGGCCGUCUUCACGGCCUCCAUUCUGACGUCGCUUGCCCACCACCAGGCAGAAGAAACGUGGAUUUUCUGGCCACGUCCCUGAGUGCGUGACCCGACUGAGAAGAAAUCCUGUUAGUCAGUGUUAUGGACUUUUAUCAAAACGGAGCGUUAACUUGUUUGAAUCCUCUUCCUUUUCCCUGAGGCCUCUGUAGCUGUGUGAAGGCGAGGAAGGGGGGCUGGGAAGGAGAAGUCACCCCAAACCCCAGUUUAAACCCUAGCAUAGACUUGCAUCUCAAGCUUUCUCCAUGGUUCCCAGUCAUUGAAACAUCUGGACUGUGUGUGUUGAAGGUCAAAAUCCAAACCAGGGGUGGGGUCCUUCAGGAGUCUUGGACUUCGGUUUCCAUCAGCACCAGCCAAGAAGGCAGUGGGCCAGAGGCUCUGGGAUGGGAGUUGGAGUCCAAAAUACCUGGAGGACACUGUCCAAGCCAUCUACCAACGCCUUUGGGACUUGCCCUUAGGCUCCCAGUGCCCAGAUAAUGUCCGGUCUUCCUCAAUCCAGAUGACAUCAAGCCGCACUUCCCAUGACUGGCCACCGGGCACGAUCCAUCCAUGGCCAUCUCUGCAGUUAAUCUACUCGCA